Messenger RNA from Phymastichus coffea, 4415 nucleotides. RefSeq lists its product as uncharacterized. The record is from RefSeq and is a predicted model, not a curated record. The transcript is spliced from 6 exons. Lineage: Eukaryota; Metazoa; Arthropoda; Insecta; Hymenoptera; Eulophidae. The coding region runs from base 320 to 4111 and encodes 1263 amino acids.
AUUAUUAGUGAAGGGCAGAUUCUGUGAAUGAACCAAAAUUUUUUGAGAAGUGUAAAUUUUACCUCGAAUAUUUUUGCUUUGAUUCUUUUAAUCAAAGUGAAAACUAGGUGUAAUAAGAUGCUUUAGUGAGGUGAAACAUUUUUCUAUGACAGUGACUGUGAUGUGGGAUACAUUGACAAAGUGUUCAAAUGGCAACUUGGCAGCAUUUCUUUCCUACAAAAGCUUUCUUUUAUUUUUAUACCAUGCAAUACAAUUUGCUUAUCAGGCAAAUUGUAAACUAUUUCCUAAUUUUUGAGAAGAACAUGAUCGAAAACGGUUAAUGAGAAGUAGCGUAACAGCAGAAGAUGGUACUCUUAGACCAGUUUAUUCAGAAACAGCAGACGGUGAUAUAUGGUGUCACAUCUGCAAUAUUGCUCUCUUUGGUGCACACAAGUUAUUAACUCACAAUAUCGGUAGCCGACAUAAAAUUAAAUUAGAGGAAUGGCCUUAUCCGGUAUUGUUAUGGUCAAAACGAUCAGAUAUUCUGAAGAAAAGUGCAAAAAAUACAUUAGGAGACUUAGCACCAGGAGAGCCUAUUCCACCUGGUAUGGAAGAUCAGAUUACUCGAACAACUACUAUCCAAAUGAGCUUAGAUAGACAUAGGAGUUCACCUCUAGUUGGUUUGGAAUAUCUGUUAGAAUUAAUUGAUCCUGAAAGUAAUGAACCAAGCUAUACAUGUGUUUUAUGUGAUAAGCGUGGUGAUCCAAGAACAGUCAUGGCACACAUAACUAGCUAUAACCAUCGCAUUACAUAUUUAAAUAGACAUUUUCCUACUAUUUCGCGAGCCAUAACAGAUCUUCCUCGUACAAUUAAUUACAAGCGUGGAGCUAAUGAAAUUUCAGUGUUGGUUGCUAAAAGAAUUGAGCAACAUUUUGGAAGAUUAACACCUCAAUUAGUGGAUAAAAAUCAAUAUGAAAAAAAUAAAGUGCAGUUGAUCAAAAGAAUUUAUCAAGAUUAUCAUUUUCGUGAAACACCAGAACUUACUUUUAUGGAUGUUUAUGACGUACGUUGGGUUACGAAUUUUGAAGAGAAAAUGGCGGAAAUUGUUAGAAAAGAACAACAAGAAAAAGAACAGUUGACAAAAAAAGAUGAAAGUGUUGUUGAUACAAAAUCUAAAGAAUCAUCAAAAACGGAAAACAAAUCGGAUAUUACUAAAUCUGGUUUCAAGAUUCGUAUUUUAACUAAAGAAAAGUUGAAUGCAAUUAGAAAGCCCGAUAAAUCCAACAAAGAGAAUGAUUUAGAGCUGGAAGAUGUGAAAUCUUUGUCUUCCUUAUCGAGCAUUUCGAGCAGUCCGUCGCCUCGAAAGUCAAAAUCUCGAUCCCCUGAACGUAACAAUCAAAAGAGCGGGCCUAGUGAAAGUAAGAAUCGAACCAUCAGUGGCAAAUUACGAGCUCGGUCACGAUCGGCCGAACGUCACAGGUGGUUGAAGUACAAAGAUCAAGUGAAGCGCGCCGAGGAAUCGUUAGAAAGGCAACUCAAGUUCCACGAGAAGAAUCCGGAAAAGCAUCCGGCUUAUCCAGACGAGUGGAAGAAAUUCUGGAAUCGCAGAUACAAAGAGUUACAGGCUGAGGGCAAAGACCCGAGCAAACACGACUUCAAGCCCGAAUGGAUCGAGUAUUGGAACAAGCGUAUGCGUGAGUUGCACGCCGAGCAGGUGAAGCUCCGGCGAGAGGACAUUAAGAAGAAGCUAGACCUCGAGGGUGAGCCACCGAACGACUUGUCGCGUAAACGUCGUUCGCGUUCACCAGCGGAAAAGAAACCCGCAGCCGCUGCCAAAAACGAGAGCGACAAUGAGGUUGAGUACGUCGGCACUAUGAAGAAGCCAGACAAGUACCACGAUCGUUACAGCUCAAGAGACCGCGAGAGGGAAAGGGAUCGUGACCGGGAUCGCGACCGUGAGCGAGACCGGAAUCGUGAUAGAGAACGGGACAGAGAAAGGGACAGGGAGAGGGACAGGGACAGAGAUCGUGAGCUAGGACGGGAACGCGAUAUGGGCCGAGAACGCGAAUAUUUUCCUUCUUAUUCGAGGGGUGGUCGAGGCGGUUACAAGCCGCCGCCGUACUAUCUUCCGAGACCACCGAUGAAACCAAGAUACGCCACCCCAUAUCCGGUCCCGGAUAGGUCCGGUUCACCUGCCCCGCCGGUCGAAGAGAUGAACGAGAACCUGGAGAUCGUUGGCUUGCUCAGGCUACUAACCGCCCUCGAAAACCAAUUAGGCUCGCUUGGGCCAAAGGUUGUGGCUCUCCUUUCUAAGGCUCUAGCUGCUGAAAAAGUCAAGCCUAACUCCGCCGAGGAACUACUCUUCGAUGAGGAAGUGGCUGUUCUUUUUGAGACAGUUAAAGAAAAAUUGAAGGGCCAAUUAUUCGCAGGUAUGAUCGAGAAAGUGGCUGUACCAGCGACGAAAAACGCCAUUCAAAAUAUAGCUCGUAUAGUCCAUAACGCUUCGGAAAAUAAAAAGAAGAUUGAGGAAGAGAAGAAAAAACAAGAGGAGAUUUUAGAAAAAGCUAAAUCCAUUAGUUUCCUUAAUCGAUCAACGUUCCCGCGACCAGUCGAAUUAGAACCUGUUCGUAGGUCUGAGCCCGUGAGUGUACCAGGUAUAGGUACCAUUGACAAAGUGGCUAUAGCUCAGCAAAUAGCUGCUGCUUUGAUAGCCCAGGGUCGGACAAAUGUGUCGCAAGAAGAACUGGAAACACUGAUCAAUGCCGUUGUGGGCAUGGCGGAAGCUUCAAAGAAUAGCGACAAACCAGUUACCACGGCUGACUUUGUUAAAGGAUUGACCAGUAACACUAAUAAUGCGUUGACUAGCAGCACUAACAAUCCAUUGACUAGUAACACUAAUAUUACCACUAAUAAUACGAACAAAGUUGAAAGCGUCACUCAAAGCAUCACUCAAAGCAUCUCUCAGAAUAUCGCUCAAACCAUCAAUAGUGUUAAAGAAACUUUCCGAGUACCGACGCCGCAGCCGGAAAAACCAAUCGAUUAUGCUGAAAAAAUGGAAGCUCUAUCUGAUUCGGAAUUAAAGGCCCUCUUGCAAAAUUUCAAAGAUCUAAAUAAUGACGAACAACACGGCCUCAUUGAUUUUUUGAAGAAGUUGGAAGCUACAGAUUCUGCGAGAGUUGAAAAGCUUCGAGCUUACGUAAAUCUAGGUCCUUCCAAAGUGGAAUCUCCUCCGUUGAAAUCAAUCUCACCGAUUAGUGAGCACGAUGAAAAUAUUAUAAGUAAUUCUCGCAGGAGUAUGUCUCCAUUUUCCAGUCGUAAAGGCACCCAUAAUCCUUGUGAUGAUGAAAAUAAAUGGCAACCAAAGUUGGAUAUGUUUGCUAAUGAUGAGGAAGAAAAGCGAAGAAAGUUCGACGAUAAGUCCAAAGUUAAAUUGGAUUUAUCCGACGACGAUGAUGACUACACAUUCGAGGACAUCUACAAAGCGGCCGAUAAAAAUGUGAUCGAAAAUGAAAAAGCGAAGAAACGUUCUUACUCAAGAUCUAGAUCGAAAUCACCCAAGUGUUGGUCCCGAUCAAGGUCACGCUCACCACCUCAUAAGAAAAAAGAUUACCCACAGUCGAACGACGCUAUUUUAAAUGAGACGAAACGCCUUAUUGCGAAUAUCAUGGGUGAACUGCCAACUAGUAGAUACGUGUCGAAAUCUCAUCUAUCGCCGUUGUCUGAAAGUUCUCAGCUGUCGAAUCCACCACCUCCAACAAGCUCAAUAUUACCGCCAAACUCAAUACCCGCUAUUGCAGGAAAUUUCAGCCAAAGCUAUAAUAAAAUGACUUCUUCUUCAAGUAACGCGCCGAUGCCUUAUUCCUCUAAUCAAUUCCAAAAUUAUCCAACACAGCAUCAAUCACAAUCCUACACUGGUAGUUCUGGAUUUUUAAACAAUGGAUAUAACAACUUUAAUCAAGGAUUUAGCAGCAUGAACAGUCAAACGCAAUACAAUAGUGUUUCGUCCAAUCCGUACCCUCCACCUCAAUCCAACUUUAGUUCGAAUUACGGUGGAGCUUCGUCAAGCAGAUCUUCUUCGUCGUACCCAUCACAACAGUAUGGAAAUUAUUCUCAGCAGCAAAGAUUCUUUUAAAUAGUAAGGUGACCUUUAGUGACUAUAUUUUAAAAUAUAUUACACAAGGACUGUAAUAAUUUGAAUAAUUGGUAGUGUCGAACUUCGAUUUUUUAAAGUCUACUUAAGGUAUUUAAUUUUUACUCAUUACCAUUAUGAAAGUUAAUGCACAUGAUUAGUGUUAAAAAUUACUAAUUUCAUUAAAAAAAUUAAUUCUUUGAACUAUUGUAUAAAUAUACGAUUAUGUAAUUUUCAUGCAGGUUCUGUAUAUUUUAUGCAGCUGUAUUUUCAAAGAUAACUUGCGUGACAUCAUUUUUGUAAAAAC